AGGAGUUGAAGAAGAGGAGAAGGCAGUGAGAAGAAGAACCUAGAGGCAAGGGACGAACAGCGGAAGUACCUGAACUCACAUACAACAACAAUGGAGGACGCCGACAGAACCACGUCACGUUUAUGGAGAGCGUACAGAACCGUGAAGGAGAUGGUUGCUGACAGAGGAUACUUCAUCUCGCAGGAGGAACUCGACUUGUCGUUGGACCAGUUCAGAGAAAAGAUUUGCGACUCGAUGGGCAUGCCCCAGAGAAAGCUCAUGUCGUUCCAGGCGAAUCCACGUCAGGAGGCGCUGGAAAAGUACGGAGAUCUGGGCCCGCUUUGGGUCGAAUUCUGUGACGAACCAUCUGUUGGUAUCCAGACGAUGAAGAACUUCUGCGCCCACAUAACCGAUAAGAACUUCACGACCGGGUUGUUCAUCUACCAAAAGAACUUGACACCUAGUGCCACCAAGGCGAUUGCUGCAGCCGAACCUGCCACGAUCGAGAUCUUCCAGGAGUCCGACAUCAUUGUCAACAUCACACACCAUGAACUAGUUCCUAAACACAUCAGACUAAGUGCCGAGGAGAAAAGGGAUCUUCUCACCAGAUACAGAUUGAAGGAGUCACAGUUGCCAAGAAUCCAGAGCGAGGACCCUGUUGCCCGUUAUCUGGGCUUGAAGAGGGGCCAGGUUGUCAAGAUCAUCAGACGGUCUGAGACCUCGGGCAGAUACGCCUCGUACAGAAUCUGUCUCUGAGGUGUCUACCUGUCUAUGUCUAUUUGUGUAUAGCUUAACUAGAUUUACAAAACCGAAAACAAAAGUACGAUUAACAAGGAACCGGCG
This is a messenger RNA of Pichia membranifaciens NRRL Y-2026, 822 nucleotides long. RefSeq lists its product as hypothetical. The coding region runs from base 91 to 735 and encodes 214 amino acids. The record is from RefSeq and is a predicted model, not a curated record. NCBI's taxonomy places the organism in Eukaryota, Fungi, Ascomycota, Pichiomycetes, Pichiales, Pichiaceae. Gene Ontology annotation, cellular component: RNA polymerase II, core complex; RNA polymerase I complex; RNA polymerase III complex. Gene Ontology annotation, biological process: DNA-templated transcription. The transcript has a single exon. Gene Ontology annotation, molecular function: DNA-directed RNA polymerase activity; DNA binding.